Molecule: messenger RNA, 2129 nt
Organism: Limulus polyphemus (Atlantic horseshoe crab)
Lineage: Eukaryota; Metazoa; Arthropoda; Merostomata; Xiphosura; Limulidae
Gene: Arp1
Product: beta-centractin
Exons: 11
Coding region: 118-1248 (376 amino acids)
Source: RefSeq, a predicted model, not a curated record
AACCUGUGGAUGAGUCAUUCUCCGUGGGUGAGUUUAUAAAUCUGGAAUGGUGUAGAAAGAAGUUUCCAACGUGUACAACAAACCAACAGGAUUUGGAAAAGUACAUUAUAAACACCAAUGGAAGCGUACGAUGUUAUAGUUAACCAGCCCGUUGUCAUUGAUAACGGUUCUGGAGUAAUCAAAGCAGGGUUUGCCGGAGAUCAGGUCCCAAAAUGUCACUUUCCAAAUUAUAUUGGAAGGCCCAAACAUGUACGAGUGAUGGCAGGAGCACUAGAAGGGGAUAUUUUUGUUGGACCCAAAGCAGAGGAGCACAGAGGGCUUCUAAGCAUUCGAUAUCCCAUGGAACAUGGAAUUGUAACUGAUUGGAAUGACAUGGAGAGGAUAUGGCAGUAUAUUUAUUCUAAAGAACAACUUCAGACAUAUCCGGAAGAGCAUCCAGUACUUCUCACAGAAGCGCCUCUCAACCCCCAAAGGAAUAGGGAAAAAUCAGCGGAAAUAUUUUUUGAAACCUUCAAUGUACCCGCGUUGUUUAUCUCUAUGCAGGCAGUCUUAAGUUUGUACGCUACUGGUCGCACAACUGGUGUAGUAUUAGAUGCUGGAGAUGGUGUUACACAUGCUGUUCCGAUUUACGAAGGCUUUGCUAUGCCUAAUAGCAUCCAACGUGUAGACAUCGCGGGUCGAGAUGUUACUCGAUACUUGCGUCUUUUGUUGAGAAAGGAAGGCUUUGAUUUUCACACCACAGCAGAGUUUGAAAUUGUGAAAUCUGUGAAAGAGAAAGCUUGCUACCUUGCCAGUAACCCACAGCGAGAAGAAACCAUGGAAACUGAGAAAGCACAGUACACUUUACCAGAUGGAAGUGUUUUAGAAAUAGGGCCAGCUAGAUUUAGAGCACCAGAAAUACUUUUUCGACCAGAUAUCAUUGGAGAGGAAUUCGAAGGUCUGCACGAAGUUUUGGGAAAUUCUAUACACAAGUCGGACAUGGAUCUGCGUAAAGUCUUGUAUCAGAAUAUUGUUCUCUCGGGAGGUUCUACCUUGUUCAGAGGGUUUGGUGAUAGACUAUUGAGUGAAGUGAAGAAAAUAGCUCCAAAGGAUAUUAAAAUACGGAUAUCUGCACCACAAGAACGUUUGUAUUCUACAUGGAUAGGUGGUUCUAUUCUGGCAUCUUUGGACACAUUCAAGAAGAUGUGGGUGUCUAAACGAGAGUACGACGAAGAGGGAAAUAGAGCAAUUCAUCGUAAAACUUUUUGACGGAACAAAAACGACUGAAGAGAACGCUGUUUUGUUUUUGUUCAAAGAAACUUCUCAGAUCUUGAAUGUGAAAGCCUACUGUUUUGGUUUUUAUUGGUGGCAUACUUUUAAGCUUCAGGUGACUGAUAAUAUCUCUCAGUUUUCCUAGACUACUUUAUUUGUACCUAUAUCUUUAAAGUUACAAACACAGAGACAAGUGUGUAUAAUUGAGCUAUUGUAAUUCACCGUAUAUGGUAACAAAACCAAAGGGGUUGUAGAACAAAUAUUUUCACUUUCAAAAUCAGCCUUCUUUGUCAGUGCUUUUAAAUAAAAUUUAAUUCUUACAAUACACUUUUAAUUAUUAAUAUCUUCGCAGUUUUUCACAUAAUUAUCUUAAUUUUUAAAAAUGCGUUUAUGUCAUAAAAUUCUCGGCACAGUUGCAUGGAAAUUUGAUUUUGUAGAUCUCAAAAACUUUGUAUUAAAGUUCUGUUUACAGAACAAAAAUGCUUGUUUAACCUUUUCACGAAUAUGACUAAUUUAUACUGAAACUUGUGUUUUCUAUUAUAUAAUUAGGUCUGUGUUGUUUUCCUUAAAGACCAAAAAUUCUUUAAUUUUAACUAGUCAUUCCAUUCAAGACAUUGGUCAAAUUUAAUAUAACCUCAAUACUGGUACUCCCAUUUUCUUCGUAAUAUUGUUUUACAGUACAAUAUUUUUAUCGGUUUUACAGACAAAAAAUCACAGCUGUCUCGUUUCUUUUAAAGUUUUCAACAAGACACAAUCAGGUAAUUUUUCUUUCUUACACAAUACGAACUUACACUGUGAUUCUUAGAAAUAAGGAUUGUCUUUACUAUCUACUAGAAAAUUACUGUAUCAAUAAACUAAUAGAUAUGGGUAACAACUAA